AGACAUUUCGGAAGUUCAUUCAACCGAAGAGUUGCCCAUCCGCAGACUGUAUGAUGGUUUGGCACACAAACUGCGUGGUAGGCGUCCUAUGAACCACAGAACUUGGCACAGGAAGACCACAUCGAGAACGAACAUCCCCGGGGACUUCAGUUUCCAAGGAACGACAAAAAGUUGGCAAAAACACGAAGAAUCUCGCAUCUGGAAUAAUAACAGCGACGAUAUUCUGUUUCAAGUCAAGUCCGCAGAGGACAGCCUGUUUUCGACAGAUGUGGGGCCCGCGAGCGACAGCGCAUGCGCGAUCCCUGACCUGAAGGCCCCGGAUGACCUGUGCUGGAGGAACGUGACGUGGAGAUGUAACAUGAGCUCCACAUUCUCUAAACUCAUCAACAGGACAAUCCACGUGAACUGUCCGGGAACUUUCCGAGUUAACUUUCUGGAGAGACGAGAGCACGAGGCCCCCCUCCCCAGCGGGCAGUACGUGGAGUAUCCCCAGUGGAAGUACUACGAAGGGCCCACUUCCGUGACCAUGGAAACAAGCUAUGCAGAUGUCGUCUGCAAGGAUGAAAACGGAAAAGACCAACACAACUACCACACACAGUUCCUACAGGAUGACGACAUAAACGAGUCUCAGAGACAGAAGUUUCUGGAGACGAAGACGAAGGAACCGUCAUGGAAGCCACUGUCUGUGCUGUCCAUUAGCCUAGACUCCGUGUCACGUGCUCACUUCCACCGGCCGUGCGGGCUCCCAAAAACAUCCGCCUUCCUCAGGAAACUUUACUAUGGUGCAACCGAAGAUCAAAAUGGCGGAUCACUCUCCCAUCAUGCAUUUCUCUUCAACCGCCUGAACGCCAUUUCCGGUUCGACAGUGAUGAACCUGACCCCGCUGUACGCAGGUCAGCUGUACGACGAGGUGGACGAGGAGAAGGUCAGGAACAGAGUGUUUGCCAAGACGGUGAAUGAGUGGAUCUGGGAGUACGCCGGGAAGCGUGGUUACGUCACCAGCUAUGGCGUCGACAAUGGCGGCGGUCUGAUGGGAACGAGAACACCAUGUAUGGACUGCCACUACAGACCUCCGGUUUUACCACACCAAGAGCACGGCUGGAUCAAACGGGAAAAUGAGGAGGUCAGCCCAAACGUUCUGUCGGGGUUUUGCGAGGGAAACCACAUGUUACACGAGUACAUCAUGAACUACACACGUGACUUCCUGCGCAUGCCCCAUCCGGCCAAGUGGGCGGCGUUCGAUCUGAACGCUCACCACGGCUACUCCGCCGAGUCUGUCAAUCAACUGGACGACCGCAUGGUGGCGCUUCUACAUGGUGCCCUUAGUGAGGACCCCAACCUCGUAGUGUUCUUGUUUGGUGACCACGGGAAGUCCUACCAUCGCUUCGCCUCACACCUGGGCGGGCACUACGAGACCCUCCUGCCCUUCCUGUCAAUCAUCCUACCAACAUGGCUGCUCAGAGACAGGCCCGCCAUCUUGAAAAAUCUCGCCGCCAACCAGAGAAAAUACAUUGUUCAUCUGGAUCUACACAAGACUAUGAAGUCCCUACUCCACUACCCGCGGCUGGACAGUACAGAGGGACACACGGCAGAUACUGCUAUCAACUUAUUAACAGAGACUGUGCCAAAAAACCGGACGUGUGAGGAAGCAGGGCUGCCUGCAUGGACUUGCGCAUGCGGUCUGAUGAAGCAAUUAGAAGAAACAGAGUGGUCAGCAAGACAUACAGAAAUGGCCAAGUUCUCCCUACAUUAUCUUAACAACAUGCACAGACCAGAAACACUCUCCAGAAUACGAAGGCUCAACAGACUAGCCACGGCACAGAAGACGUCCUGUAUGGACCUGACCUUUGACCGGAUCCUCCAUGUUUUUGAGACGAGGAAUCCUGGUUCGUCGGCAGGCAUGAGAAGAUACCAGAUCACCUUCACAGCCCUGGAGGGGCCGUCAUUAUGGGAACUGGUGAUAGACGACGCUUUUCAUAUACAACAGAUCAAGCAACUUAGUCUGUACCGGAAGUACGAAGAAUGCUGGGAUAGAAGAGUGAUCUUGCAGUACUGUGUAUGUAAACACUUCGGAGUAGGAGAGCCAUAAAAGCUGCAUAUUACUUUGACAUAUUGUCAGCCACAUUUGCCGGCAACUGUGAUCGCACAAUAUUCAUAUUCCAAUAUUAAUAUUCAGUCGUUCUUUCUGUAAUCUUGUCUCCAGGUCACUGAUCUUGCUAGUUAA
Molecule: messenger RNA, 2224 nt
Organism: Branchiostoma belcheri (Belcher's lancelet)
Lineage: Eukaryota; Metazoa; Chordata; Leptocardii; Amphioxiformes; Branchiostomatidae
Exons: 13
Coding region: 89-2089 (666 amino acids)
Source: RefSeq, a predicted model, not a curated record